Molecule: messenger RNA, 3141 nt
Organism: Aspergillus novofumigatus IBT 16806
Lineage: Eukaryota; Fungi; Ascomycota; Eurotiomycetes; Eurotiales; Aspergillaceae
Product: WD40 repeat-like protein
Exons: 11
Coding region: 1-3141 (1046 amino acids)
Molecular function (GO): protein binding
Source: RefSeq, a predicted model, not a curated record
AUGGAAGACAACAAAAACAAAUUAACAAUUCUAGGCCAUGUAGUCGAAGUCCAGAACAGGGUAGGCAAGAUUGGUGAGGCUGUGGAUUUGGCCCAAGACUACAUCAAAGAUGCGAUCAAGGAUGUGCCAUAUGCGCCAGCAGUGAUGGCAGGGAUCUCACUCAUCCUCCCACUCCUGAAGAACCCGGCCGCUAUCGACGCUGCUAACAGGGAGGGGCUUACAUAUGUCACAUCGCAGAUGCACUACUACAUUGAGAUGGAAUCACUCCUCUUACCCAGCGACUUGGAGCCUGGCUUAAAGGCUGAUUUGAUGAAGCGUGUUUUGGACCUAUACAAGCUCAUCAUUAACUUCCAGGUGCAGAGCGUCAUACGGUUCUAUCGCAACCAGACCAAAAAUUAUUUCAGGAGCGUCAUUAACUACGACAACUGGAGUGAUCAAUUGAAACUCCUGAAGGAGGAAGAGACAAGACUGGCGGAGAAGUUUGAAAGAGCUUUAUCCGCUACAGGUGUUCAGCAACUGAAGAAGCUGGCCAAGGACCGGCGGUGCCGAGACGCUCUCCAAGCCACUGAUCCUAGCCUUAACAAAGCCCGAAUCGAAGACGACAAGGGUGGUCUUCUCAGAGACUCAUACUGCUGGGUGUUGGACCAUGUUGGUUUUCAGAGAUGGAGGGACAGGAGAGGCAGCCAGCUUCUCUGGAUCAAGGGUGAUCCUAGCAAGGGAAAGACAAUUCACCUCAAUAAUGCUACAGCAGUCUUGCGGGGACUCAUAUAUAUGCUCGUGCAACAACAACCUGCAUUCAUCAGACACAUCAGCGACGUCUCCUUUGAGGGAGAGAAUGCUUGGUUCACAUUACUUCGAAAGUCAACAGCUUAUUCACACGUUCAAUGGGUUGUGUCUAGCCGCAGUUGGCCGAACAUUAAGAAUGGCCUCAAUGGUACGAAUCAAAUAGAAUUAAAUCUUGAGUUAAACAAGGACACUAUGUCGGCUGCUAUCAACUCAUUUAUUCAGCAUAAGUUAAAUGAGCUAGCAGAUAAGAACAAGUACAGCCCUGAAGUACGGCAUGCCGUCCAACACCAUUUGGAGUCAAAGGCAAAUGGCACUUUCCUCUGGGUAGCUCUGGCUUGCAGGGGACUCACUACCGUCCCAAAGAGACAUGUUCUAAAGAAGUUAAAAGAGUUCCCUGCUGGCCUUGAUAAGCUUUAUAAACGCAUGUGGGAACAAAUGAGCGAGUCUGAUGAUGCCCAACUCUGCAGGUCUCUUCUCAGUAUCAUGACAACCAGCUACCGUCCUAUCACAUUGGAUGAAUUAACAUCUUGUAUCGACUUACCCAAGGAUUUCCCAGACGACCAGGAAUCUCUGUCAGAAGUUAUAGGCCUUUGUGCUUCUUUCCUGACACUCCGAGGACUCAAGAAGCCAGACCAGGAUCCGCUAGCUGCUACACAGUACGCGUGUGUCUACUGGGUUGAUCACCUAAGCGAGUGCUCUCCUAGCAAGAACACAAACAAAGACCUGCAGGAGAGCGGCUCAAUCGGUAAUUUCUUGCAGCAAGACUAUCUUCACUGGCUUGAAGCUCUUAGCCUGUCAAAAAGCUUAUCAAACGGAGUAACUUCAAUACUGAGGCUUGAGCGUUUGCUAAAGGUACUGGAGGGCCAUAGCAAUGAGGUCAUGUCUGCUACCUUCUCCCAUGAUUCCAAGCUGCUCGCCUCAGCCUCAAAAGAUAACACUAUCAAGGUGUGGGAUGCCAGCAACAGCCAGUGCAUCCAAACCCUUAAGGGCCACAGUGAUUUAAUUUACUCAGUUAUCUUCUCCCAUGAUUCCAAGCUCCUCGCCUCAGCCUCAAAAGAUAACACUAUCAAGACUGUCAAGGUAUGGGAUGCCAGCAAUGGCCAGUGCAUUCAAACCCUCCAGGGGCACAGUGGCUCAGUUUACUCAGUCACAAUCUCCUAUAGUUCCAUGUUCCUUGCCUCAGCAUCAUUCAACAAGACCAUGAGGGUGUGGGAUGUCAGCAACGGCCAAUGUAUCCAGACACUAAAGGGCCAUAGUAGCUCAGUCUACUCAGUCACCUUCUCUGAUAACUCGAAGCUCCUCGCCUCAGCAUCAUUCGAUGAGACUCUGUGGGAUGCAAGUAAUAGCAAAUGCCUACAGACACUCAAAGACCAUAGCGGCUGGAGCUACGCAAUCUUCUCACCUGACUCAAAACUCCUUGCCACAGUCUCAUACGAUGACACCACUAGUGUGUGGGAUAUACUUAAGGGCCAUACUGGUCCAAUCAACUCCAUCACCUUUUCCCAUGAUUCAAAACUCCUCGCCUCAGCCUCAUAUGAUGAGACCAUCAAGGUGUGGGAUAUAAGCAAUGGCAGAUGCCUCCAAACCUUUAAUGGUCACAGUAUGUAUGUUAGCUCAGUUACUUUCUCCCAUGAUUCAAAGCUCCUUGCCUCAGCCUCAUAUGAUGAGACCAUCAAGGUGUGGGAUAUAAGCAAUGGCAGAUGCCUCCAAACCUUUAAUGGUCACAGUAUGUAUGUUAGCUCAGUUACUUUCUCCCAUGAUUCAAAGCUCCUUGCCUCAGCCUCAGGUGAUGAGACUGUUAAGGUCUGGGAUGCCAGCAACAGCCAGUGCCGGACGCUCAAGGGCCAUAGUGGCUGGGUCUAUGCAGUCACCUUCUCCCAUAAUUCAAAACUCCUUGCCUCAGCCUCAGAUGAUGAGACUAUUAAAUGCCUCCAAACACUUAAGGGCCAUAGCAGCUCAGUCCGCUCAGUCAUCUUCUCUAAUGACUCGAAGCUCCUCGCCUCAGGCUCAUACGAUAAAACUAUCAAAGUGUGGGAGGUCAGUAGCGGACAAUGCCUAAAGACCCUUAAGGUUGACAGAAUCGCCUAUCUGAAGUCAUUCAACAUGCCUAACUCUUACCUUGAGACUGAUAAUGGUACCAUUUAUUUUUUGAAUUUGGACGCAGGACCGACAGAAACCGAUCCAGAAGUGGUGCGCUCUCAACGAUAUGGCGUGGUCGAUCACACAUGGAUCACUUGGAACUCGAAGAAUCUGCUAUGGUUACCACCAGAGUACCGGCCACGUACUUUCGCUGUGUCUCAGUCGACAGUGAGGACUUUAUUACUUUUCAUUACCCCUCUAGAUAACGGCUCAUGA